GUCUGUCGUAUUUGAUUGCCAAUUCCGUUGACUUUUGGCUUUUAUAGUAAUUUACAUAUUAAACGGCAUCUCGUAUCCGUGAACCGACGUUCGAUCUCAAGUUUGGCAUAGAAAAUACCACUUAUACAUACCUAACAUAGCACUUAUAUGAAAAGUAUACUUGCUCUUCUCUUUGCCUGCCCCUUGCCCCUUACCCCUUGCCCCUUACCCCUUGCCCCUUGCCCCCUUAAUUCUCUUACUCUCUUCACCUUUAAAAAGCCGUUCAUUCGUUUCUACAUCUCUAUAAUAGCCUGGAGGAUUACAUCGCGUGUGAUACAACGUGCUUUACACCCUCUUGCCGCUUUUCCACUUCCGUUCUUCCGGCAUUGUAAACCACCUCUUGACAACAUUGCCAUUGUCGACGGCUAUGACGGCGGACAGAAAGUCUUGGUAUCUCUUGGUAUUCUGGACAUGGUGUUCACUUUAAAGGGGUGGUCUACGCUCCGCUGGUGGCCAAGCCUUGGUCUUCCUCUCCGCCCGCCAAGUUCUUGGCCAUGCACUCGUCAACUGCCUUUUUACUCGUAUCAGCAGCGAGAGUACGGAGUACGGACAAACAACAUGUCGACUACCUAUUUCGUCUAUUCGUCUACCCCUUGAGAGCUUACGUUCGACUUGCUUUGGACCCUUGCUUCAAUAUUGGACAGACUAGGCUGACCCCUUAACCCAGGAAGUUCAAGAAGCUUACGACUUCUGUGGCACAGCCUGAUCCCAAACGUCAAAGGGCAAUCAGAGAAGACAAGAAGGGGAAGCUGAGCUUGUCUCUCACCGCUUUUGGUAUUGGUGCAGUAUAA
Molecule: messenger RNA, 830 nt
Organism: Daldinia decipiens
Lineage: Eukaryota; Fungi; Ascomycota; Sordariomycetes; Xylariales; Hypoxylaceae
Exons: 1
Coding region: 148-636 (162 amino acids)
Source: RefSeq, a predicted model, not a curated record